This is a messenger RNA of Penicillium expansum, 1008 nucleotides long. Its product is annotated as metallophosphatase domain-containing protein. Gene Ontology annotation, molecular function: hydrolase activity. Lineage: Eukaryota; Fungi; Ascomycota; Eurotiomycetes; Eurotiales; Aspergillaceae. Bases 1 to 1008 code for a protein of 335 amino acids. The transcript has a single exon. The record is from RefSeq and is a predicted model, not a curated record.
AUGACACAGAAUAAUGCUACUAGCACAACAAACACCAAGACACGCUUCCUGAUAUGCUCGGACACCCAUGGAAUCGACAGUUUACCUGGCUUCAUUCCGUCCGUGAAGCAACAUGCAGACGUUGCCAUUCACUGCGGAGAUCUCACCACCCAAUCUCAACUCCACGAAUACAAAGCGUCAAUCUGUUUGCUCCAGGCCAUCAACGCACCUUUAAAGCUUAUCAUAGCAGGAAACCACGAUUUCACAAUGGACAUACCAAUGUUCCACAAAAAGGUCGCAGAGGCCCAGCCAUUAGGGUGUGAGCUCGUUGAGCAAGUGUACGGAUAUGACGGGGAGGCUAGGAGGUUAUUUGAAGGCACAGGGAUUACUUUCCUCGACGAAGGCGUACACUCUUUCCAGUUACAGAAUAGCGCUUUGCUGACUGUUUAUGCCAGUCCAUACACGCCAUCGCUUGGAGAUUGGGGGUUUCAGUACCACCCCGAUGAUGGCCAUGACUUUAUGAUCGACAAUGGCAGUGGUACUAAUACCGUGGAUGUUGUGAUGACACACGGGCCGCCGAAGGGAAUCAUGGACUACACUCACUCCGGUGAACGGGCAGGCUCCCCUGACCUCUUUCGCGCCCUCGCUCGCGCCCGCCCACGACCACGCAUGCAUUGCUUCGGUCACAUUCAUGAAGGCUGGGGUGCGAAACUUGUUACGUGGCGUGACAGAACUACCGCCAUGCCCUCCCACCUAACGGAUAUCGACAACGGACAGUCUUGUCCUAUAGCGAAGCUCUCCGACAUGAAAGACGGAACUAGACAAAGCUUGAGCGGGGACGGCGCGCCUAUGAAGUACCUCGCUACUAGCCACUGUUCUGGGGAUACUCAUCCACUGAACUGGGGUUCUCAAACGCUGUUUGUGAAUGCUGCCAUUGUGGGGACGCCCCAAGGCAUGGAUAACCAGAAAGAGAAUCUAUCGAUGCAGCUACCAUGGGUUGUUGACCUUGAACUCCGAUCUUCUCCCUGA